AUGAGUCACGUGGCCGUAAAGGAAAUUAAUCUCCAGCACCAGCGCUGCAAGGAAGUAUUGAAAGAAAUCCUGGUCAUGAGGGAAAUGAGGAACCCCAAUAUUGUCACCUACCUAGAAAGCUACCUUGUCAAUGAGUUUGUCCUGCUGGUGUUGGAGUACAUGGAUGGAGGCUCUUUAGCAAAAGUGGUCAGCGAGAAAAGGAUGGCUGUAGGACACAUGGCAACUGUCUGUCAGGAGUGCCUGAAAGGCCUGGCUUUCCUUCAUGCCAACCAGGUGAUCCACAGAGACAUCAAAAGCGACAACAUCCUUCUGGGCCGGGAUGGCUCCGUCAAGUUGGCUGAUUUUGGCCUCUGUGCUCUGCUCACACCUGAGCAGAGUGAACGGAGGUCAAUGGUGGGGACAACUUGCUGGAUGGCACCCGAGGUGGUGAGAAAAGAGUCUUACGGUCCCAAAGUGGACACCUGGUCCCUUGGCAUCGUGGGAAUUGAAAUGGCCAAAGGAGAGCCUCCUUAUGUUUGGGAGACCAGUGACAGGACAAAAUCCCAUUCCCGCAGCUUGGAUGAGUUCCAAGAAGGUCCACUCCUAAAAAGGUCCCUGCGGCUCACAUCAGCUGUCAAGAAGAACCCAGCUUGA
Messenger RNA from Melozone crissalis (California towhee), 633 nucleotides. Its product is annotated as serine/threonine-protein kinase PAK 3-like. Gene Ontology annotation, cellular component: cytoplasm. Gene Ontology annotation, molecular function: ATP binding; protein serine/threonine kinase activity. The record is from RefSeq and is a predicted model, not a curated record. NCBI's taxonomy places the organism in Eukaryota, Metazoa, Chordata, Aves, Passeriformes, Passerellidae. Bases 1 to 633 code for a protein of 210 amino acids. Gene Ontology annotation, biological process: regulation of MAPK cascade; protein phosphorylation; regulation of axonogenesis. The transcript has 7 exons.